Osmerus eperlanus (European smelt) is the source of this 1086-nucleotide messenger RNA. Its product is annotated as C-C motif chemokine 3-like. The record is from RefSeq and is a predicted model, not a curated record. Bases 455 to 754 code for a protein of 99 amino acids. Gene Ontology annotation, molecular function: chemokine activity. Gene Ontology annotation, biological process: immune response. NCBI's taxonomy places the organism in Eukaryota, Metazoa, Chordata, Actinopteri, Osmeriformes, Osmeridae. Gene Ontology annotation, cellular component: extracellular region. The transcript is spliced from 3 exons.
AACUGGAUUCUGUGGAAGGUGUUUGCAGUAUAAAAAUGUAUCUGCAGAACUGUGAAAAAGGGGAAGUGAAAAAUUACCUCAUCAUAGUGGGAGAAACACAUGAACACAUGAACGAGACUCGCCCACUGGUAAGCCCCCGCAAUUGUCAGAAUAGUGAAGAUGACGAAUUACCAGCCCUUUGGCCGGGGAGCCCCCUUCUCUUGUUUUCUGGUAUAUAUGCAGCUGCAGUGCCAGGGCACUCACACACAGCAGGGAACCUGACAGACAGACAGACUACCAACCGGUCUCCAGCCAUACCUUGACCUCCAGCCAUACCUUGACCUCCAGCCAUACCUUGACCUCCAGCCAUACCUUGACCUCCAGCCAUACCUUGACCUCCAGCCAUACCUUGACCUCCAGCCAUACCUUGACCUCCAGCCAUACCUUGACCUCCAGCCAUACCUUGACCUCCAGCAUGUCUGCUUCUCGCCUCUCUCUGCUGCCUGUGCUCUUCCUGCUGAUGGGGGCCAUCACACUGAGCCAAGGGCUCCGUAUGAAUGCACCUAGGAAGUGCUGCUUCAGCUUCAUCAACAGUCAGCCCAAACAUCCAGUGGUCAGCUUCACCAGGACCAGCCAACACUGCUCCACCCCUGCCGUGCUGCUGAAGAUAAAAACUGGUCGCCAACUGUGUGCCCGCCCAUCUGACAGUUGGGUGGUGAAGACCAUCAGCUUCCUGGACAACAAGAACACUGGGGUCGAGACACCCCUCCAGUAACCAUGGCAGCACCAUUGGAGGGUACUGACACCCAGUGUCACCGUGGGACAGAUAAGCUAAUCGACAUACAUGACUAUAUAAUGCUGAAAAUAUUGUAUGUAUUUACCUCUGAACAGCAGAUUGUAAUUUGACUUUUGGAUAUUCAUUUGUUGUUGUUUUCUUUAAUAAUUUUGCAGAACCCUAACCUCAUGACUGUAAACAUGACAUAUACUUUACAAAUGACCUUAAUUAUCUUACUAGAUUCUUCUGAAUUAAUUAUAUACUUAAUGUUUCACUGGCUCGUAAUUGAUCGAAUCAAAGAUGUGUGUUCAAAUACAAUAAAAAAGUGCAUA